UUGGUUUUGACGAUUGUUUUUCCAACGCGGAAGACAUUCCCAGAAGAUCACAAAAAGAAUUUACAAAUCGAAUGUUCAGAGAAAAAACUGAUGAAUUGAGAAUUCAUGCGAGUAUUAAAUUUUUCUUGUGAGACUCAAAGCCAAAAGUCAUCAGUUGUCUGUCAACCAUCUCCAAUUGCAUCAAGAAAUCGACAGACUGGAAUUAAAUUUUAUUUUCAUCGAGAUGGGAUUAUCCACAGUAUUUUUCGUGGUAAUCGUUUUGUGUCUCCUGCGAUGGUGGAAGCAGAUUCGAAAUUAUUGGAAAUAUAGAUCAGUGAUGACAAAAUUUGCCGAUUCAUUACCGGGUCCUACCCCAUUACCAAUUAUUGGAAAUGCUUUGUGGCUGAGGGAAGCUGACAAAACAGCGCAUAUUCUGACUAAAAUCAGUCGAGACGAAAAAACUGGGACUUACCGAUUUUGGAUGGGACCGAGUCUGAAAAUUAUUAUUUCUGAUCCCCGGGAUCUCGAGAUCAUGUUCUUCAGCACGAAAGCCUCGAAAAAAGACGAUUUUUACGAUUUCAUGCACAUGGCAGUGAAAAAUGGCCUCAUCAAUUCAUUCGGCCCCAUAUACAGAGCUCACAAAAAAUUAUUAAUCCACGUAAUGAACAAUCAUGAGCUGAGGAAAACAUCGGUGGAGAAAAUUAAUGAAAAAUCCCGGAUAUUCGUGAAUCGUCUCGAGACUAAAGUGAAUCAAUCCGAAUUCAAUAUUCAAAAUUAUCUUGAACACUGCAUCGGCGAUAUCGUAUUUGAGACGAUUUUUGGACUGCCUGGAAAUGCCCAAAACGGGGAAGUGAGUCCUUUCUUCGAAUUGGCCGAAGUAGCUUUGCACGCGUCGUUUGAGCGAUUCAUGAAGCCAUGGCUCUGGCCGGAUUUUAUUUUUUUGACAACUCCAACUGGCAGAAGAUGCAAAAAAAUUUUAACGGACGCGAAGACAUGGAUAGACCAAGAAGUCGAGAAAAAAAGACAGAGAUUGAGAUCAAUGGAAGACAUUAAAGAAAAUCAUUCAUCGAUAUUUGAUAGUGUAAUUAGUCGAAUUGAAAAGACGAAUGAAUGGACUAAUGAAGAAAUUCGUGAUGAAGUCAUAACGUUUUACGUCGGGGGACACGACACAAUGGUGGGCACUGGAUGUUUCGCCCUUUUGAUGCUGGCGAUGUUCCCGGAUGUUCAGGAAAAAGCGCGCGAAGAGAUAAAAAAUGUAGCAGGUGAUGGUGAAAUAACGGAAUCCCAGACAGCGGAAAUGAAAUACCUGGACAUGACAAUAAAGGAAACAUUGAGAUUAUUUCCAGUGGGUUGUGUGAUCGCUCGAAAAACUACAGAUGAGCUGAAACUUGCAACAUGCACAGUCCCAAAAGACUGUUCACUCUUCAUUUUGCUGUACGCCACGCAGAGGGACCCAAAGCACUGGCAGAACCCUGAAGUCUUUGACCCUGAGCAUUUCUCCCCUGAAAACGUGAGAAAUCGUCAUCCCUUUGCGUUCAACCCCUUCAGCGCAGGUUACAGAAGCUGUCCAGGAAAUAAAUUCGCGUUUACCUGCCUGAAGAUCAUCUUCGCGCACAUCCUCCGUAACUUCCGAUUAUCAAGUUCAUUGAAAUUUGAAAAUCUGAGAAUCCACACGCAUAUCUCUUCAAAAAGUUUGGACGGUUAUCCGAUUUCAGUGAGAAGAAUUUAAAAUCCUGUUGAAUAUUUCCUUGAACGAAUCUCGUGUUUAGUC
Fopius arisanus is the source of this 1750-nucleotide messenger RNA. RefSeq names its product cytochrome P450 4C1. Bases 224 to 1708 code for a protein of 494 amino acids. The record is from RefSeq and is a predicted model, not a curated record. NCBI's taxonomy places the organism in Eukaryota, Metazoa, Arthropoda, Insecta, Hymenoptera, Braconidae. Gene Ontology annotation, molecular function: iron ion binding; monooxygenase activity; heme binding. The transcript has 11 exons.